Schizosaccharomyces japonicus yFS275 is the source of this 2595-nucleotide messenger RNA. RefSeq names its product methionyl-tRNA formyltransferase Fmt1. NCBI's taxonomy places the organism in Eukaryota, Fungi, Ascomycota, Schizosaccharomycetes, Schizosaccharomycetales, Schizosaccharomycetaceae. Gene Ontology annotation, molecular function: methionyl-tRNA formyltransferase activity; catalytic activity. Gene Ontology annotation, biological process: translational initiation. The transcript has a single exon. Bases 732 to 1802 code for a protein of 356 amino acids. The record is from RefSeq and is a predicted model, not a curated record.
CUGCGAAGCAAGGAACCGCCACAUUCUAAAGGAGACAACCGCUGGUUCCACCAAUGUUGUAGGCAACGCACUUCAUGAGAUGACAGUGUGCCAUUAUGAUAUGAUCGUAAAAAGGAAAAAUUAGUAACGAAAAAUUGGUUGCAUAGUGACUGAAUGGUUGUAUUCAGCACAAAGACACUCGGGCUUGGUUUGCACACCGAGAGGUAAAUGUACAGUCCAUGGGACGGAAAGGAGGCGUGUGAAGGGGAAUGACUAGCGUCGUGUUCAUUGGAAUUCUCACUUGAACUGGUGCAAUCAGACUCGCUGUCGUCAUCAUCAUCGCUCUCUUGAAAAGUGCAUUGCCAAUCAACGGCAGCAACAUUCCUUGGGGAAAAUGGAAGGACUAAGCGUAAACUUUUUGAAGUGUCAACGUGAAUAAGCGGGGACGACGGACGAGGAGGUGUAAGUACCAUCGACCGGGACAGGCUCAUCCAAGACUGAGACAUUGUCUUCUGGGAUUCCUUCGGUGUUGAUUGUGCAUUGUCAUCGGAAAACUGAAUGAGCCCAUUCAACAAAGAUAUUUGACGUUUUAAUUCAGAAACAUUCGAAGGUUCAGAAUCCGCAUUUGCUUGUGAUUCUGAAUUGGGAUGCCGAUGAUUGUACGACCACACAAUAACAACCUUUUCAACUGACAAACACCGGUAAACACAGAAUUGAUCAACUAGAACCAUUUUCCAACAAACACAAUAAAAAUGCAACGGAGGGGGUUUCCGCUGUCAAGGGUCGUGUUUUUUGGUACGGAUGAUUUUGCUGUGCCAAUACUACGGAGCGUGGUGGAGCUUUUACGCCCACAAGUCGAGCAACGCUUGGUAGUGGUAAGCGGCAGUGGUAGAAACACAGGGAGACGAAGAAACGAUAUAUCAAAACAAACCCUCGCGUCUAGUGUGUCACGAGAAGCACAAGAACAUGGUAUUCCUGUGUAUCAAUUUCCAGGGAAGGAAACAUUGAACACUACAGCUUCCAAUGUUGCACCUGAUUGGCAAGCGUUAAAGAAAUUCACUCAUGGUGAUCUUGCCAUUGCCGCCAGUUUCGGCAGAUUCAUUCCCGCUUCCAUUUUGAAUCAAUUCACUUAUGGCGGUAUAAACGUACAUCCUUCUCUGCUGCCUCAGUUUCGAGGACCGGGCCCGAUAUACGCGGCCAUUCUAAGACAAGUGUCGAAAACGGGCGUUUCCAUUCAACGUAUACAUCCAGCCGAGUUCGACAAAGGUGAGUUGCUCGCUCAGAAAGCCUAUGUGAUGAACGGGACCGAGACGUACGAACAGUUGUGUCAAACACUGGCGCAAAUUGGGGCAGGCUUGCUUUCUCGGGUCCUACGUUUGGGCACAUACGACAAAGAUAAUGCCCCAGAAGGAAUCACAUCGUUUUUAGGAAAGCGAGUACAGGUAGCUGAAAGUUGGGCACCUAAAGUUGAUUUAAAACAGGCUUUUGUUGAAUGGGACAGUUACACUACUGCACAAGUGUAUGCCAUUAGUCGUGCGUUUGGUUUCAUCAAAACCUGUCUUCCAACGGGAAACAGCAUUACUCUAUGGGGAAUACAACCGGUUAUGGUUGAUGAAACAACCUGCGCAAAUGUCGCUCCAGGUACGUUCAUGCGAUGCUUCAACAAUGAGUUUUGGAUAAAAACGAUCGACGGUGCUGUACGUAUAAAUGAUAGCAUCCAACUUGCUGGGAGAAAAAGGGUUUCCGCGGGCGAAUGGAUUGCAACAAGUUUCAAAGGAAAAGGCGGGUUGUUUGUUUCGCCAAACAAAGUUCAACGCUUUUAAUUUUAAGGUGCUUACACUCCUUUGACUGUUUCACGGUAGUGAGCACGGUUCAUGUUAGCUAUGAUUGAAUUGCUUCCCCACUCUUUUAUUUUUUUUCAGUCCCUUUCAUUGCUGGGUCACUUGGCCAUCGUCUUUGCUGUUCUUCCGCAACCUUCCCUGUGUCAGUUGCUUAGAGGAUUUCAUAGAAUAAGGAAACUAAGCUUGGAUUUUGUUCCAUGGUACCUUUAGAUCUGUUAACAAUUGCUUCCGUUACAGACUCCAUUCAGCAUGGACAGAAAGUAAGGCUGACUUCUUUGCAAUUCUGGAGAGCACUUCACGUAGGUUCACAUUAAUGUUCUCACAUAACGGAACCUUUCAUGGGUAGAUGCCGUUCCAUACAGAAACGCCAGUGUAGACAGACUCACCCAGUUCAUUUGUGCACCCCCCAUACACACAGUAUGAGGUAGUAGAGAGCACGAGCAAUACACAAGGGAAAAUCAUCCUUUACGAUGAGUGUACCCCGUCCUCGUCCAGGUGCCGAAAGCAAAGCUUCACAAAUGCUCAACCCUUUUACCAAACUCAUCAUCCACAGAGGAAGGAAGAACAACACUCUUGUACUUUUUUCUUUCGUAUCCUUCACCAAAACUCACUUAAGGACAUAGUUUCAAAGGUUCAAAAAUGGUUCAUUUCUCAGACACAUUCCACAUAGAGCGAUCAGUUUGUUGUUUUUGUAUCCAUUAAAAAAUCGUAGUAUUACUCAUUACCUUCAGCGUAAAUCUCCACACGCAGGGAGGGAAUUUCUUUUUUUUGUUCC